Molecule: messenger RNA, 2284 nt
Organism: Branchiostoma belcheri (Belcher's lancelet)
Lineage: Eukaryota; Metazoa; Chordata; Leptocardii; Amphioxiformes; Branchiostomatidae
Product: delta and Notch-like epidermal growth factor-related receptor
Exons: 12
Coding region: 1-2124 (707 amino acids)
Biological process (GO): Notch signaling pathway
Molecular function (GO): calcium ion binding; Notch binding
Source: RefSeq, a predicted model, not a curated record
AUGGGACGAGUAGUUUUUCUGGCGAUUUUUGCCGCCGUGCUGGUUCAGACUUUCGCCCAGGAAGAGUCGACGGUCCUCCCGACGGGGUUAGAGCCCGUGCCGACGCCCGGGCCGUGCGAGAGCGAGCCGUGCCUACACGGCGGCACCUGUACGGAGCGGGCCGGCGGAGUGGCGUGCGAGUGCGCCCCGGGGUUCCAGGGAACACACUGCGAGACUGAAAGCGAUGAGUGCACCCCUAACCCCUGUGUACAUGGAACCUGUCAGGACCUGGUCGCUGACUACACCUGCGACUGUCUGCAGGGAUACAUGGGAAGGAACUGUGACCAGCCUGUCCCAGCAUGCCUCGGCCCACUUCCCGAGGGGUCAUCACCAUGGCAACGCAACAUGACGGGAUCUGUCGUGACGGUGGAGUGGGGGUACGCCAAGGAGACCUGUAACACCUGGCAGACAUGUUUCGGCGUGCCGGCCGCGGCAGGUGAGGGGGUCCUGCAGGUGCAGCAGAAACCACUGGAGAUUCAGGAGGGCGUCAGGGUCAGGUUCCAGCCAGACAGUCAGGAGGUAGAGUUUGCCAUCCAGCCAUACAAGGUCUCCCGGGAGGGGUUUGAGCAGUGCAGUAUAACACAGGGCAGGGCGACCACGGACAGACCCACAGCAGUUCCCUUUGAACUGGACCCAGAGUUUCUCAACAUCGGAAGCAACUACUUCAUAGUGAACACAGACAGUCCCCUGUUCCGGUGUGACUUUGGGUUGAGGAUUAACAUCACUGUGAAGCCGAACCUGUGCCGACCAGCGGAGCAGCCAGGCACGGACCUGUGUAACAACCGGGGACACUGUCUGUCCUGGAGAACUCAGGGAAGUUUCUCCUGUGAGUGCUGUGAGGGGUACACAGGGCAGUACUGUGAGGAGAUGGACGGUUGCCAUAGUAACCCAUGUGAAAACGGGGCCACAUGUUUGGACAUCAGGGACGACCUGGGGGAAGGCAACUUCACCUGCAUCUGUCCACCAGGUUAUACAGGAGCCAGCUGUUCAGACCAGAUAGACUACUGUGCUGAGUCGCCCUGCCAGAAUGGAGCCCAGUGCCUCAGUGUGGAGUACGGACCACAGUGUGUCUGUCUAGCUGGUUUCACUGGUGACCUUUGCCAGUUGACCCUUGACCCGUGCGACAGUCGGCCAUGCCAGCACCAGGGCGUGUGCCGGAGUAACGUGACGCACUACUCCUGCGAGUGUCCCCCUGGCGUCAGCGGCCGGAAGUGCGAGGUCAACGCCGACGAGUGUGCCUCGAGUCCGUGCCGACAUGGGGUGUGUGUGGACAGGGUUAACGGCUACCAGUGCUACUGUGUGCCAGGUUUUAACGGGCACCACUGUGAGCACGAGUAUGACGAGUGUCUGUCGGACCCCUGCCUGAACAACGGAGCCUGCGUGGACCAGCUGAACCGCUUCACCUGCGAGUGCGGGGAGGGGUACAGGGGAGAGAGGUGUGAGAUCAAGGUCGACCUCUGCGCUUCUAACCCCUGUAAGAACGCCACGGCAUGCAUCGACCAGGGGAACACUGUACACUGUGUGUGUGCUCCAGGAUUCACAGGUUCCCAGUGUGAGUUUAAGGUGAACCCGUGCCAGAACAACCCCUGCAGACACGGUGGAACGUGCCAGCCGCACGGUUCUGAGUACAUCUGUGUGUGCAUGGAGGGGUACAUAGGGAAGGACUGUACAGAUGUAUCCCUGGAGGCAGAAGGAGACACGGGUUUCUACCACUCCCCAGUCUUCCACGAGCACAUGCGCAUCCUCUACACAGUCACCGGUAUCCUAGCAACCGCCUUCGUCGCCGUGAUCGCCGUGGUGAUGUACGGCGUGUGCCGCGCCCACCACUGGUUCAAAGGUUACGACGAGUUUGACUCGUUGCCUGACGACGGUCAGAGGUCGAGGAGGGUGUCGAUUGAGGACACGGGGAGCAGGUCUGGCACUCCGGUUCGGAGAUCCCGUCGGGUCCAUGACUAUGUGGAAACCAGCAGUAUCCACCAGCCCCGUCCGUCUGUCCAGGCCAUCUACGAGGCCACCAGCGUCGACUUUACCGACAUCAGCGGAGACCAGCCUCUACUCAACUCUCUCAAACCUAAGAGAGUCUAACAACAACAUGGAUCAUACGGCAUGUCUAACAUGUAGGAUCAUACGACAUAUUGGUACCCAGAAAGUCAGGGAUAGGGUCUAUAUAGCAUGUAAGUUGAACGUACUGCACCUGCAUGAAACCCUGAUUUUCCAAGGUUUUUGUUGGAUCAUCAGUUUGAUC